UAAACGGUGCUUGAAAACCUGUAUUAGUAUUAGUUUUUUGUUUCGUUGGCUCCAGCGACGACACAUUUUAGGAAAUAGGCUUUUAAAUUAAGGAGUUUUCUUUAUUCUUUUUGGCAAAAAUGAGUCAGCGACUGAUUAUUCAAGUUUUUGAGCAGUACCAGAAGUCCAGGUUGCACUUUGUGCAAACCGUUGCUGAUUUGGCGACUAGGCCACAAAACUCCGAAAUCCUCCAUAAUGCAGGAGUGAUGCCCAUGCUCCGGUCCCUGCUGCUGGACACGGUUCCGAGCAUCCAGCAUAAGGCGGCUUUGGCUCUGGGUAACCUGGCCGACCAAAGUGAUAAUCUGGCAGAAGCUUUGGUGAAAGAAGGCAUCCUACCCCAGCUGGUCCAGUCUAUGACCUCGCAGAACAGGUUUUAUAAGAAGGCAGCAGCGUUUGUUCUGCGCUCGGUGGCCAAACACUCUCCUGACCUGGCCCAGGCAGUAGUGAACUGCGGGGGGGUCGACGCUCUGGUCCUCUGCCUGGAGGAGUUUGACCCCGGGGUGAAGGAGGCCGCCGCCUGGGGUCUGGGCUGCAUCGCACGACACAAUGCAUCUCUGUCCCAGGCGGUUUUGGAAGCCGGAGCGGCCCCCCUGCUGGUGUUGUGUCUCGUGGAGCCCGAGAUGGCCCUCAAACGUGUCGUGGCCUCCACACUCAGCGACAUCUGCAAACACACGCCAGAGUUGGCCCAGACCGUGGUGGACAACGGCGCCAUCGCACACCUGGCACAGAUGAUCCUCAGCCGGGACGCCAAGCUCAAGAGGCAGGUGUUCUCCGCCCUCAGCCAAAUCAGCAAACACUCCAUCGGCCUGGCCGAGAUGGUGGUCGAGGCCGAGGUCUUCCCCGCCGCCUUCGUUUCCCUCAAUGAUCCGGAUGAUUACGUCAGGAAGAACGUUGCGAUCCUGAUGAGGGAGGUGGCGAAACACACGCCAGAGCUCUCCCAGCUGAUUGUGAACUGCGGUGGGCUGUCAAAGAUUGUCGACUACCUGGGAGAGACCCGUGGACAGCUGCGGCUCCCGGGCAUCAUGAUGCUGGGAUACGUGGCGGCUCACAAUGAAAGCCUCGCCAUGGCCGUCAUUCUCUGUAAGGGGGUGCCUCAGCUGGCCCUGUGCCUCUCAGAGGAGCAUGAGCAGCACAUGAAGUCGGCCACAGUGUGGUCAUUAGAUCAGAUAGGUCAUCACACCACUGAGCAUGCCAAGGUGGUGGCCACAGCAAACCUGCUGCCCAAGCUGCUGGCGCUCUACAUGGACGCCAGCAGCUCAGAGGACCUGCAGGCCAAGAGUAAAAAGGCGCUGAAGAACAUUCUACAGAAGUGCACCCUAGUCUCGGCUCUGGAGCCGCUACUCUACGACGCUCCCAGCAACAUCCUCAAACACGUCGUCUGCCAGUUCAGCAAGGUGCUUCCCCAUGACAGCAAGGCCCGUCGUUUGUUUGUGACCAGCGGCGGACUGAAGAAAAUCCAAGAGAUUGACGCAGAGCCGGGCUCCGCUCUGCAGGAAUACAUCAACGCCAUCAACGGCUGCUUCCCUGAGGAGAUAGUCAGGUACUACUCACCAGGCUACUCUGAGAGCCUGUUGCAGCGGUUAGAGGGCUACCAGCCGGAAGAUUCACUUCACACUCCUCCUGCUCCUCCAUCUGAAGGACAAUAAACAUUUUUUUUGCGUUACAUAUCUAAGUGGUCUUAUUAAAAGAUUUAUUUGAUGGUGCUAGCAAUAAUACAGAGUAAUAUUUAAGAUGAAAUAAAAAUAGGAUACUCAUAUUUCCACAGUAUAUAGGUCAAAAGUUCAGAUUCAGUGACCAGGGCCAGAUUUAAAAGAUACUUGGCCCCUGGGUUGGAGUCAGUGUUGGUGCCCUGUCCACUCAGGAGAAAUUCUUAUAGUUAUGCAAAUUGCAGUCCAUUAAUGGGUAAUCCUGUACAUCAGCAGGUAUGAUUUGAUGCAUGGUAGGUUAACUACGUCCCCACCCAAUAACUCCACGUUGCUGCUAAAGAAGUUGACUAUAACUUCAUAAUUUUAGAAAUACCUUGAGUAUUGUUUAGAUUCAAAAUAAAAAAAAUAAUACAAUGCCAAUGCCUCUUACGCUAAGUAAUUCAUUUUUUUUUGUUGCAAAACAGGCAGUAAUUAAAAUAAAUAAAUUAAUAAAAACCUUUGUGCCCUCCCCCCAAAAAAUGGGGCCCUGAACUACUGCCCCUGUUAGCUUUUUCUAAAGUCCGGCCCUGUCAGUGACGCAGUGGCAGGUUGCUAAAUGUUAGCUGCUUUUAAUAACAUUAGACUGACUAGUGUGCUUUUUUCCUGAGUGCUUUAUGUCAAAGGGAACGCUAUAAAUAAACAUUUCGUUUUCAUUUUUCAAAGCUUUAGAAACAUUACUCAGAAUAGCAGUCGCGCAAAGAAUAACGAAGCCUACCUGACUGAAAGAAGGCAUCCUCAGUGGUCGCACUGCCCCCUGGCGGCCCUGACGGCUCACUGCAGCUCGGUUGCUGCUGUGAGCGUGCACGUGCAGCAGCUGCGGCGCACAUGGCGAGCGGCUCUUUGUUUAUUGUCUGCAGGGCUGUGGGUGUCUGCCUGUUCUCCAACAUUGUACUCAGUUUUCCACAACCACCCACAGCUCUGAACUGCCCCGCACGGCGCUGCGCUGCGGCGGAAAUCUGCCGUCGAGGCGGCUGCCGCAGACGGCACCAACCAUCCCGAAUGUUAUAUUUCUACAAAGAGAAUUAUCUCCAACCAUGAAGCUAUCUCGAGUGAAAGCAGCGUUCACAUUAUAAAAAUCUGUCUUUUCUGCGUUGAACACUCCAAUCUGCUGCUACACAGAGAACCUCCUCCUGCGGUAGCGGCGACUCGCUCCUUCUCGCCAUCGCGUUAUUUUUUCCAUUUAUUCACACUGGGAAGGAUUACGACAAUAGUUCGUUCACGGCAAAAAAAAAAAAAAAAAAAAAACUUAAAAAAAAUGGCUGUAACUAAUAGUCGUGACGGCGACAUAUAAAGCUGUCAUUUCAGCCAUUUUUAAUUAAGCUCAAAUCUAAACCAAAGGGCGGAACUACAAGCGAUUUCAACAAAAUAAAUGACUAUUUUAUUACUAACAAGCUUUGGUAGCGGUGGAGGAAAAGUCGAUAAAACAUUUAUGGUGGCCACGGAUCGUUCGCAAACCUUUAGGGUGCGAACAAGGCGAAUAAAGUGUGAAUAAUAAAUUAUCAAAUAAAUAUUCUAUGCUUAAGGUCGAACCCAUGAAAUAGCCUUAAUAUUUACAUAGCAGGCUUUUUUUUAAAAAAGGCAUCAACUUCAGAGUCCUUAAAAAAAAUGAAGAAAAAUUAAAUAUUUUACUUGUAGAUUAUAUGCAUGUACCCUUUAAUUUUGCGUUUUAAAAAGAUUUUUGGGUAUUUAUGCAAUUUAUUAAGUUAGGGGAUAUAACUAGUUACUGCGCAUGUUCGCUUCACCUUUAUUUUAAAAUUACCUUCGUUGAUUCCAAUGUGGUCAUUUUAUUUUUCUUUUUUUCUAAUCGACACUUUUAAUUUUCCAAAUGACCUCUAUUAAAAUGCAAUGGAUAACUCAUGUAAAUAUACAAUUUAAAAUAAAAAGUGUAAGUGAGUCACUAUUAUUUGUUGCAAAAUUUAAGCUUUUUUUAAUUAUUAUUUAUUUAUGAAAUCUGUGGCAUGCCAUGUCUAAUUUAAAUAAGUCUACAAACAAAAUAUUGAGCGGAAUGAUUUUGCAGAUCAUACAAUGACUUUAAAUCUUGAAUAUAAAAAGGAAAAGUUUAUAAACUUUUCUAUUCUAUUUGUCAAAAGAAAUGUGAUAUUCUACUUUUGUUCCUGUUUACUGGAUUUUUUUUCUUUGCCCCUUAUUUAUUUAUUUCUAUUAAAAAUAUUGACUUUUUGUAUUUUUUUUUCUGCUUCACAAUAUAACGGAGUUUUGAGGAUUGGAGACUUUACUAACAGUUAAAAGUUGCUCAACAGACAUGAUACACCUCUAAGAGUUCGUAAUUUCUGCCUCUGCCUUGGAGGAAAAACAAAAAAAGUAAUUUUUUUGUUCACUUUCUUUGAAUUUUAUGGUCACUUCAUUUUUUUCCCCCACCGCCGUUUAACUGAAAGCUUCACACAUAACAGGAAAAAAAAAAAAAGAGAUAACGAUUUGAAUCAGUUAGGCAGAACAAGUGCUUUAAUUAUUUGGAGUGAUUGCUUUAUGGAAUGGAGUGUAAUUGUUAUUUAACCAUGUAUGAAUAAACAAUAAACACACAAUUUCAUCUUGUCCUGUCUGCCACUGAAAGGAAACACUCGGCAGACUGUAAAACACAGACAUGCACACUCUCACACACACGCGUACAAGUAAUGCUUAAAGCAACGCCCGGGGUCAGAGAGCAUCACAGGCUGCUGAGACCGGAGCACGAUCUGCAGGGUCAGGUGGUGCAUACCAAUUUAGAGCGCUCAGGAAAAAAAAAAAAAAAAAAAAAAAAAUACAGUUUCCACCAAAAGAGCUUUUUAAGUUUUUAAAAACUUAAAAAGCCUAAUAAAACUGUCCCACAUCUGCAGAGGAUGCCCGGCCCUGGAGCCGUUUUACAUUUGUUCCCCCCCACAUGCCCCUGGAUACUGUUACACACAUAUGAGCACUGCACAUCUCACUCCAUUUACCACAGAGAAGAAAAAGAAAUAAUAUGGGGGGAGGGGGAAAAAACCCCAAAACAUUUAAUCCCAACUAACACGCAUUUUACUAAACACAAUGUUCUUAAGCUCACAGGGAUUGGGGGUCUGACUGCUGAGAGGCGAUUUUGGCGUGUGAAGCAGUGGCAGCGGGUCGACUCGCAGCUUCAGCAGCAGCGUCUUUGGGGGAGAAAACGGAACAAAGCGGCGCGUGACAUGUACACUGUUCUACUGCAUGUGAAAGACCAUUUACAGAGAUGGAGCACGAUGAUCACCAACAUCUCACUGUGGGACGAAUAAACAAAAAUCUACCAUGACUGCAUCUGGGUUUGGUGGAAGAAGAGAUAAAACACACACUUCCACAAUGCACUCUCACACACACACACACACACACACCCACCCACACAAACAAACAUUCUUUUAACAAAGGCAGGACCAGCAUGAACCGACGUAGGGUAAAAAAAAAAAAAAAGUGAGCAGAUAUCACUUUCAGCCUGAGCAGAAAGGAAACACAGAUUUACACUUACAGGUUUCAAAGAAACCCACAAAAUUCAAAUAUUCACAAUUUUUUUUUUUCAUUUUUAACCUUGUUGGUUAGAAAACGAUCAAUUAAACGGUUUAAUUACACGGACUGAGUGACAAGUAUACUACCAGGUGCCGAAUGGAGGGAAGGUUGCACACACACACAAAAAAAUAAUACAUCAAAGUAAGCACACUGUUAAUAAAAUAACCCUUUACACUUGUUUAAAAAAAAAAGAUUACAAAAUAUAAAAUUAAAUAAUUUGGAGUAUAAAGGCACACAUCUUGCACAGUGUAUACAAUGAAAACAGCUAUUUUAAUAAGCAACAGAAGGGACUACUUAACAUGGUUUAGGCGGAGGGGCACAUACAGAACAGACCGAACGAACGACAGAGUAAAGAGAGGAAAGGAAACUCAGUCCUGUGACAUGCAUUUUUUUUUUAAUUUAUUUUUAAAGUAUUAGAACUUGUAAAAAUUCAAACAGAGUCAUUCUUCAUUACCGCAGCACCAUUACUUGUUCCACAGAGUGGCUCCUUUUUCCCCCUCUAUUAUCAGAGACUAAAAUCUAAUGUAAAAAAUAGAAACGUCAAUAUAAUCUAUGACACUUAAACAAACAUGACGUUGGAAGCUUUUUGCAUGAGUCAGAGAGAAAGAGCUGACCUGUUUCAGUUGGUGAUAAUGUGACCACACACACA
Xiphophorus maculatus (southern platyfish) is the source of this 5877-nucleotide messenger RNA. Its product is annotated as sperm-associated antigen 6-like. The transcript has 11 exons. Gene Ontology annotation, molecular function: microtubule binding. The record is from RefSeq and is a predicted model, not a curated record. Gene Ontology annotation, biological process: neuron projection extension; filopodium assembly; epithelial cilium movement involved in extracellular fluid movement. Lineage: Eukaryota; Metazoa; Chordata; Actinopteri; Cyprinodontiformes; Poeciliidae. Gene Ontology annotation, cellular component: microtubule cytoskeleton; axoneme; acrosomal vesicle. The coding region runs from base 120 to 1685 and encodes 521 amino acids.